Messenger RNA from Drosophila arizonae, 1146 nucleotides. RefSeq lists its product as uncharacterized. Gene Ontology annotation, molecular function: protein binding. NCBI's taxonomy places the organism in Eukaryota, Metazoa, Arthropoda, Insecta, Diptera, Drosophilidae. The record is from RefSeq and is a predicted model, not a curated record.
AUUUAAUACAAACGAUCGAAUCGGAAUCUUGAAAAUCUCUUGAACUCUGUGAACUGCAUCAACAAAGAUUUCCUCUGCGAGCUCCAGCAUCAGAUAAAUAUGCACAUUCCACUUGCCGUUUGUAAGAUGCGUAAGUUGCAGAUCCAAAUUCUGACCCGCGACGGUCGCAAGAACAUCUAUGAGACCGAUCGCUCUCGCAACGUGGCCGAUUUGAAGAAGCGCAUUGGACGCACCAUGAACGUGCCGAUGGCAUUUAGCCGGCUGACUUAUAAGGGUCGCCUGCUGACCAACGAUAGCAUUCUGGAGGAUGAGGGCGUGAAGCGCAUGUCUACGCUGGAGCUAUACUGGCAGCCAUUGGUGCUGACACCCAAGCAGUAUCGCGAAAAGGAACUGGAACUGGACAAGCUCGACCAGAAGCAGCGUCACGUGUCGCGCAUCGCUGAGAACUAUGAGCAGACCGUUAAGAAGGGCGGACACGAGAGAACUCCGAGCGGACUGCGCCGCACACGUGACCAUUUGCGGGUGAAGCGUUCGUUGAGCGCCGACGAUAUGAAGAUGUCCACAAACAGCUUCGUCCGCCAGUCGGAGCACAAAAUUGACGAAUGCGUGCCGGAGGAGGAGCUGAAGAGCUCAUCGUCAUCCGAGGAGCUAGACUUUCUCGCCUCCUAUUGGUGCUGCACGAAGAACACCACGAAGAAGACACGCAAAUCAUUGGACGCCACUGGGCUUAAUUAUGUCGAUGUCCCCAUCGAUGCUGAUGCUGAUGUCGUUGCCGAUGCUAAAGCUAAUGCUAAGCCUAAGGCUAAUCAUAAUGGCGGGGCACUCAAACUGGAUGCUGGCAAUGAAUUGAAGAUGAAGGCAUCUGGCAUAGCCACUGGAACUGGCACUGCCACUGGCAUCGGCUCUGGCACUGGCAUCGGCUCUGGAACUGGUACUGGUAUUGGCACUGGAACUGCAGCUGGAGCUGACUUUCCACCAUCGGACACAACCACCACAGAUGACGAUGAUCUCGAAGAGCUAAUGGAUGAGCCCUGCUUGAACUACAAGCAUCAGCCGUUCCGCAGCGGACUACGUCUGGCCGCUGGCCGCAUGUCUCGCAGCAUCAUCACCAAUAUCAGGAAGAAUCAGAAGACUAGCAAGAAAUAA